Messenger RNA from Cordyceps fumosorosea ARSEF 2679, 1512 nucleotides. RefSeq lists its product as hypothetical. Lineage: Eukaryota; Fungi; Ascomycota; Sordariomycetes; Hypocreales; Cordycipitaceae. The record is from RefSeq and is a predicted model, not a curated record. The transcript has a single exon. Gene Ontology annotation, biological process: NADP+ biosynthetic process; NAD+ metabolic process. Gene Ontology annotation, molecular function: NAD+ kinase activity. The coding region runs from base 1 to 1512 and encodes 503 amino acids.
AUGGUUCGAAUUGCGGCCGUCCGAGGCGCUGCGCACGCCCGACAGCUUUGCCAACGUUUGCCCACAUCCAAGAAGCCUACUCCUCUUGCCGGUAGCAUCCUCGCUGCUUCGCCGGCCGUCUCUUCCUCUGUCUCCGCGUCCGCCUCCAGCCGCCCCAGACACCUCUCCUCGACACGAACCCUCGACACCGCCACCACCACCUCGACACCGCCUUCGCCGUCACCGUCGCCCAGCAGCCGCAGCAUCGCCGAGCUGCCCGACCGCACCCACCCUCGGUACCUACAAAGCUCGAAGCCCGGCUCGUCGCUUCUCGUGCUCAACUGGCCGCGGCCCCCGCGCAACCUGUUGCUGGUCCAGAAGCUGUACGCGCCCGACGUGACCGAGUCCGUGAUCCGCUUCGCGCGCCACAUCCGCGCCGAGUACCCCGACGUCAACGUCGUCGUCGAGCCGCGUGUCGCCGACAUGAUCCAGAAGCACCUCCCCUUCGCGCUCUACGUGGCCGACCACCGCUCCAACAUCGCCGACAAGGUCGACGUGAUCGCGACGUUUGGCGGCGACGGCACGGUGCUGCGCGCGGCCAGCCUGUACAAGCUGCACGGGUCGGUGCCGCCCAUCGUCUCCUUCAGCAUGGGCACGCUCGGCUUCCUCGGCGAGUGGAGCUUCGCGGACCACAAGAAGGCCUGGCGCGAGAUGUACAUGAGCGGCAGCGACGUGCCCGAGGCCCGCGAGGCCGACUACCUGCAGCAGGGCGAGAAUAAUAACCUGACGCGGCGCCGCGGCGGCAACGGCGGCGGCGAGCACGAGGGCUGGGAGCGCAUGAAGGGCAAGUGCCUGGGCCACCAGCGGGCGUCGCGCGUGCUGCUGCGGCACCGCAUCAAGGCGGACGUGUACGACCGCGCGGGCAACAGCAUCAACCACCAGGUGUCGGACUCGCUGUCCGGCCAGUCGUCGGCCGUGGCGGAGCCGCAGGAGCCGUCGCCGUCGCUGCGGGCCAUCAACGAGAUCUCGCUGCACCGCGGCUCCCACCCGCAGCUCGCCGUCAUCGACAUCUACCAGAACGGGCACUUCCUGACGGAGACGACCGCGGACGGGAUCCUGGUCAGCACGCCGACCGGGUCCACCGCGUACAGCCUCAGCGCCGGCGGGCCCAUCGUCCACCCGCUCGUCCGCUCGCUGCUCAUCACCCCGAUCAGCCCCUGCAGCCUGAGCUUCCGCUCGCUGGUGCUGCCGCUGGACACGGCGGUGGUGCUGCGCACGAGCGCGCGGAACCGCGGGCGCGAGCUGGAUCUGAGCAUUGAUGGGAAGAGGUGCGGGGGGGUGAGGCCGGGGACGGAGAUUCGCGUGGAGGGCGAGUUCGUGGGCCGCGCGGGGCUGGGCGAGGAGUGGCACGGCGGCGUUCCGUGCGUGAUCCGCACGGAGGAGGACGAUCCUUGGGUGGGAGGGCUGAACGGACUGCUCAAGUUUAAUCAUCCGUUUGGAAGGGACCCGACCAUGGACGACAUAUCGGAUUGA